AUGGGAUAUGUCCACAGACGAUUGGUCUCGACGGCCGCAAGAAUAGGCUCAGUUUCGAUUUCGCAUCUCCCAAAGUUCCCCCCAAAAGAGGCAUUAUACGUCCCAGGUACUUCAGCUACAGCCUUCAAUCCUGAAGAAUGGGCAGCACUACAACCUCCACCACCUUCUGCUCUAUCCGCCUUUGUCCAUAGAAUAGGCCUUUCAUCAAUCCUUGAAUCUCCCGACAUCAUACAACAAGCAUGCACUCAUCACACUUUUCUGCAACUCUAUCAACAACAUAAACCUCGCGAUCCGGCUCCAGCUACAAAUGCACAACUUGCUGCAAUCGGAAAUUCAUUGAUGGGGCUUUUUGCAACAGAAUUUUUAAGAGCCACAUAUCCGUAUCUUCCGACACGAGUCAUGAAGGCUGCAGUCAGCGCACACGUUGGCCCUCUGACUUGUGCAAAUGUCGCACAAGAAAUGGGAGCAGCGCCUCUCCUAAGAUGGCAUAGAUCUCGUGGAACAAUUACGAAACCUGGUGUUCUUCAUUCUGACGCGUUGGCCUCGAUACCUCGAGCUCUGACUGCUUUGGUCUAUCAAAAACGCUCCCUUCCUUCUGCGCGUCAAUUCGUGCAUUCAUACUUUCUUGGUCGAGAAGUGGACAUUCGAGGAAUGAUCAAGUUUCUUGACCCCAAAAAAGCGCUUUUAGAAAUGGUAGAAAAAUUCGGCAGAGCACGACCGAAGUCUAGGCUUCUCAAAGAGACUGGCCGAUAUUCCAAUGCACCGGUUUUUGUCGUCGGAAUCUACUCUGGCGAAGAGCAGCUGGGAGAAGGUUUUGGCUCUUCGUUGAAGAUGGCUGAGUACAGGGCUGCUGAAGAUGCAUUACAUCGUGUUUACCUUACGAAGACGCCGUCCGACCUCGUCCAGCUACCGUCACAAACAUUCCCCCUCGGUGUGGGUGAUGUAUAUCGAAAAGCACCAGAGGGCAAAUACGUCGCGCCGAACUUGGUCGAGUCGGAAAUUAUGUACGCGAGUUCGGGGAACAGUGUAGAGGUUGCCGGGGAUAUAUCAUAG
Molecule: messenger RNA, 1053 nt
Organism: Marasmius oreades (fairy-ring Marasmius)
Lineage: Eukaryota; Fungi; Basidiomycota; Agaricomycetes; Agaricales; Marasmiaceae
Exons: 4
Coding region: 1-1053 (350 amino acids)
Biological process (GO): regulation of gene expression; rRNA processing; primary miRNA processing
Cellular component (GO): nucleus
Molecular function (GO): ribonuclease III activity; double-stranded RNA binding
Source: RefSeq, a predicted model, not a curated record